AUGGUCCGGCACUCCGAAACCGACUCUUGUUGCAGCAACCAUGCAACUGCCACCGCUACUGCUACCUGGCAUUUCCCCCCAUCCCCAUCUCCCCCCCAGGACAACCUGCUCCCCAUCAGUUGCGGUGGCAAGGACUGGCAGGGGGGCUUGGCCAUCACCUUGGUGGAUGCGCUGGAUGCGCUGGUGGUCCUCAACCGCCGCCAUGACGUGGCCGAGUCCGUGGACCUGAUUCGGAAGCACCUCAACUUCGAUAAAGAUACCAAGGUGCACGUCUUCGAGACCGUCAUUCGUGUGUUGGGCGGCCUCUUGAGCGGUCACAUCAGGCGGCGGCGCAGCGGCGGUACGGCAGCCGGCAGGGCUCCAGCUUACGACGGCAUUUUCUUACGCAAAGCCAUCCAGUUGGCGGACCGGCUGCUGCCGGCCUUUGACACGCCCUCGGGGCUGCCGGCGCUGUUCGUACACCUGAAGAAGGGCCCGGUCCACGACACACACAACAGCACCUGCACCGCCUGUGCGGGUACCCUGCUGCUGGAGUUCGGCAUGCUGACGGCGCUGACAGGCAACCCGGUAUACCUGGAGCGUGCUGAGUACGCCGCGCGGCUGUUGUACGACAGACGCAGCCGGCUGGGCCUUGUGGGCGCCUCGCUCAACGUGUUGAGCAGCGAGUGGCACAGCAAGGAGAGCACCAUA
Molecule: messenger RNA, 690 nt
Organism: Volvox carteri f. nagariensis
Lineage: Eukaryota; Viridiplantae; Chlorophyta; Chlorophyceae; Chlamydomonadales; Volvocaceae
Exons: 6
Biological process (GO): mannose trimming involved in glycoprotein ERAD pathway; endoplasmic reticulum mannose trimming; carbohydrate metabolic process
Cellular component (GO): membrane; endoplasmic reticulum
Molecular function (GO): mannosyl-oligosaccharide 1,2-alpha-mannosidase activity; calcium ion binding
Source: RefSeq, a predicted model, not a curated record